This is a messenger RNA of Fusarium coffeatum, 1674 nucleotides long. RefSeq lists its product as uncharacterized. Gene Ontology annotation, molecular function: basic amino acid transmembrane transporter activity. Gene Ontology annotation, biological process: basic amino acid transport; transmembrane transport. Lineage: Eukaryota; Fungi; Ascomycota; Sordariomycetes; Hypocreales; Nectriaceae. Bases 1 to 1674 code for a protein of 557 amino acids. The transcript is spliced from 2 exons. The record is from RefSeq and is a predicted model, not a curated record. Gene Ontology annotation, cellular component: fungal-type vacuole membrane.
AUGGCACGUGUUCAAGCGGAAAUAGAGGAAGUCCGUCCUUCUAACCUCCCUACCGAGACCACACCGCUGCUGAACGACUCAGACUCGGACUCGCACCCGACAUGUACAAGCGGCGACUUUUUCGCAAAACAGCAAGAUGAAGAGAGGACUAUCGUCAUCGAAGAACCGCCUCUUAGACGAUUGAUACUUAUCAUGGCCACUGCAUGGUUUGGCAUCUUUCUGGGAGCAUUAGAUUCGACAAUUAUUGCGACUCUCUCGGCUCCUAUUGCUAGCGAAUUCAACUCGCUAAGCCUGCUCUCGUGGCUAGCCACAGCUUACCUCAUCUCGAAUGCAGCCACCCAACCUAUCGCUGGUCGACUGACGGAUAUAUUCGGACGACGGCUUGGCCUUAUACUUAGUAACCUUUUGUUUGCUACAGGAAACUUGGUUUGUGGCCUGUCUACAAAUCAUUCUUCCAUGAUUAUCGGCCGUAUUAUUGCGGGAGUUGGUGGAGGUGGACUGAUUAGCAUUGCUACAUUCCUGACCUCCGAUCUCACACCACUGCGCAAGCGAGGUAUUAUGCAAGGCAUUGCAAACUUGUGGUAUGGCGCCGGUGCCAUGCUUGGAGCUGUCGUCGGCGGAUUAUUCCAAGACCGCACGGUUACCGGUUGGAGGCUCGCAUUCCUGAUACAAGUACCACCUUCAUUACUACUCAUCCCGAUUAUAGGGGUACUGGUCAAAGUACCGCCCAAGCAGUCCGACAAGUCAUACCUUGCACGAAUUGACUUCCUCGGCGCCUUCUUUACGUGUUCAUUCUUGAUACUGCUACUUCUCGGUCUAAACACGGGCGGUAACACGGUACCAUGGUUACAUCCUCUACCGCUUACCACUAUCCCCCUUUCAAUGCUUUGCUUUGCCGGCUUUAUCUGGUGGGAGGGGAAAGCGAAACAACCUAUUAUACCCGUGGCCCUUCUCCGGGAUCGCACAGUCCUCGCUGCUUGCAGCGCCAGUCUCUUCAUCUCCAUGCUUCUUAUGGCCACCACAUUCUACGUGCCCCUCUACCUUCAAGUACUCGGCGACUCUACCACAACCGCUGGCCUUAAGUUUCUGCCAUCGCCACUGGGUGGGUCGAUCAGUGCUCUUGGGACGGGAUACUUGAUGGCAUGGACCGGAAAAUACCGGCCCUUUGGAGUAUUGGGUGCCUUAGUCUUGAUUGUCGGUACUAUCCUAUUUACUUUCCAAGACGAGAACAGUCCGAAAUACAUGACCCCUCUCGCUUUGUUCUUUGUUGGUGGAGGUUUCAGCACUGUGCUGACCACGGCCACUGUUUCAUGCCUUGCUGCAGUCGAACACUCGCAGCAAGCACUUGUCACAUCAGCUAUCUUUUUGGCUAGGAGUGUAGGUGGUACGCUUGGUAUAACAAUGGCAUCUACAGCCUAUCAAAGCAAUCUGAAAGAGAUGCUAUGGGACAUUUUUGGAGACAGAUCGGGCGGACCUGAGGAGAUCCAACGUAUUCUAGGUGGGCUAGAAGAGCUAAAGCACCUCCCAGAAGGUUGGUGGCAUGGUGUUAUGGCAGCGUUUAUGGAAUCCUUCAGGAUUGUAUGGUUGAUGACGGUUUGCUGGGCUGCAAUGGCCCUUUUCAGCAUCUCAUUCGUCAAGCGACACACGCUGCACUCAACGAUGGAUAGGAAAUGA